This is a messenger RNA of Cokeromyces recurvatus, 1520 nucleotides long. RefSeq names its product kinase-like domain-containing protein. Gene Ontology annotation, cellular component: nucleus; cytoplasm. The coding region runs from base 81 to 1043 and encodes 320 amino acids. The record is from RefSeq and is a predicted model, not a curated record. Lineage: Eukaryota; Fungi; Mucoromycota; Mucoromycetes; Mucorales; Mucoraceae. The transcript has 6 exons. Gene Ontology annotation, molecular function: ATP binding; protein serine/threonine kinase activity. Gene Ontology annotation, biological process: signal transduction; endocytosis; peptidyl-serine phosphorylation.
AAAAAAGAAAUAACGAAUAAUUCCAUCAAAAAAAAAAACAAAAACAAAAAACAAACAGUAAAGAAUCAUAAAAUUAGUUGAUGCGUUCACCCAUGGAUUUAAGAGUUGGGAAUAAGUAUAGAAUUGGUAGAAAAAUUGGUGCAGGCUCAUUUGGUGACAUUUAUCUUGGCACAAAUAUAAUUACAGGAGAAGAAGUUGCUAUCAAAUUAGAAUCUGUGAAAGCUAAACAUCCUCAGCUAGAAUAUGAGGCUAAAGUAUAUAAAGCACUAUCUGGUGGUGUGGGUGUGCCCUUUGUGAGAUGGUUUGGUGCAGAAUGUGAUUAUUUUGCUAUGGUUAUUGAUCUUUUAGGACCUUCCCUUGAAGAUCUUUUCAACUUUUGUGAGCGUAAAUUUUCUUUAAAAACGAUAUUAUUAUUAGCAGAUCAAAUGUUAUCUCGUAUUGAAUAUGUUCAUUCAAAGAAUUUUAUUCAUCGUGAUAUUAAGCCUGAUAACUUUUUAAUGGGUAUUGGUAAGAGAGGAAAUCAAGUGAAUAUUAUUGAUUUUGGUCUUGCAAAGAAGUAUCGUGAUCCACGUACACAUCUUCAUAUUCCAUACAAAGAAAAUAAGAAUUUAACGGGUACAGCACGUUAUGCUAGUAUCAAUACGCAUUUAGGUGUCGAACAAUCUAGACGUGAUGAUUUAGAAUCUUUAGGUUAUGUAUUAAUGUACUUUUGUAGAGGAAGUUUACCAUGGCAAGGCUUAAAGGCAACAACUAAGAAACAAAAAUAUGAUCGUAUUAUGGAAAAGAAAAUGACAACACCUACAGAACUAUUGUGUCGUGGUUUCCCAAGUGAAUUUGCUAUUUAUCUUAAUUACACUCGUUCUUUACGUUUUGAUGAUAAGCCAGAUUAUUCUUAUCUUCGUAAAUUAUUUAGAGAUUUGUUUAUAAGAGAAGGAUAUACUUAUGAUUAUGUUUUUGAUUGGACAAUUUAUAAGGUAAGGUCUAUAGUAGCCUAUAAGAGUUUUAUAAUGGGUGGUAACAAAAGCCUAUUUCUUUCUUUUUAGGGUGCCGAUCAUAAUAAUCCUAAUAAAUCCGCUACUGCUGUAAAAGAUAAUCAUAAUGUAAAAAAGGAGAAAAAGGAAGAUGUCAAACGCGAAUCAGCAGUAAAACGUGAACCAGCAAUUAAACUUGAACAACAACCAGUAGUCAAACUUGAAGAUGAAACUCCAACUUUUUCAGCUUUCCGUAGAGCUAAUAAUAACCCUACUUUUGGUAUAGAAAAAGAAUAACAAAAUGAAUGUUUACUUGAAAUAUACAUUAUAUAAUAAUUAAGAUGGAUCAGCAGUCAUAUAAAUAUGAAAAUAUACGCAUUUUUUUUUUUUAAAGGAAAAAAAAAGAAAAACAUAAAUAAACAUAUGAUUAUGUAAUCAGCCCUUUACUAUUUGAUAUUUUAUUUAUUUUAUUUUAUUUUUCUGUCAAGUACGAAAGCUUCCGUUUAAUUCCAUUUCUACACCAAAUUGUUCAUAGUUUAUUUUAUAUUU